CCCAUGAGAGAAGUGAAUCCAGCCAGCCAACCACAGUACUUCCCAGUCACCAGUUUCGAUCUGAGUCAGUGUGACUAUCUGUCUUUCUUUCUUCUCCUCUGCAAUCUUGCAAUGGCACAAACACAAAUCCAGAGACCCUGUUCAAGCAUCAUCGAUUCUCUGGGUGAAGAAAUCGUGAGAAUCAUCGCACCCGUUUCGAUAUGCAUGUUCUUGGUCGUUAUAUUGGUGUCAAUUCUGAACACGGAUUCUUCUCUCUUCGACGCAUCGAUGAGCAUGGUCACCAUGGCCUACACCGAGACAACCUCGGACUCCACCUGGGACAAAUUCCUCGGUGCCCUUUUGAACUCUCUGGCUUUCGUCCUCCUCGUCACCUUCGCAACCUUCAUCCUGGUUCUCCUCUUCUACUUCCGAUGCACCAGGUUCUUAAAACUCUAUAUGGCUUUCUCCACUUUCAUCGUGCUGGGGUUCCUCGGCGGUGAAGUCUCGCUGUUCUUGAUCCAACAGUUUAACACCCCCGUUGAUUGCAUUACGUUUUUCCUCUUGCUAUGUAAUUUCGCCGUUGUGGGUGUUUUGACCGUGUUUAUGUCAAAAAUGGCAAUUUUUGUGACGCAGGGGUAUUUGGUUGUUAUUGGAAUAUUGAUUGCAUAUUCGUUUACUAUGUUGCCUGAGUGGACCACCUGGGCCUUGCUUGUUGCUAUGGCGCUGUAUGAUGUUGCUGCAGUUUUGUUACCAAUUGGGCCGUUGAGGCUUUUGGUGGAGCUUGCAAUAUCAAGGGAUGAGGAAAUUCCCGCAUUGGUUUAUGAGGCUAGACCAGUGAACCAUGGUAAUUUGAGUCCUAGGGAUCUUGUGCAGAGGAGGCGGUUAUGGAGAGAAAGGAGGGUUGAUAAUUCAAAUCUCCAAACUGAUUCCAACUCAGCGCUGGGUCAUGGAUCCAGUGUUGAAUUUCCCUCUGGUUCUGAAGGAAACCCCAGCAAUAACUUAAACAUGGUUAGGGAGAAUACCUCUAGAAAUGCAAAUCUAACAGCUAAUAGUUCUGUUGGCUCUUAUGGUUGCAUAAGUUUGGUGAAUGCAGAAGAGGAACCAGUGCGCGUUCAUGAGACUGAUUCAGAGCUUUCUGCUCCCUUGAUUGAUCGUGGAAUGAAUGUCCAGCAUGGUAGGGGGGAAGAUGCUGUGCCAAGUGAGAAUUUGAUGCUAGAAGGAAUUGGAUUGGGUUCUUCUGGUUCAAUCAAGUUAGGGCUGGGAGAUUUUAUCUUCUACAGUGUUUUGGUUGGCAGGGCGGCAAUGUAUGAUUUUAUGACGGUGUAUGCAUGUUAUCUUGCUAUCAUUGCGGGUCUUGGCAUAACUUUGAUCCUUUUGGCUUUAUAUCAGAAGGCUUUGCCUGCUCUUCCUGUGUCAAUAGCACUGGGUGUGUUGUUUUAUUUCUUGACAAGGCUCUUACUUGAAGUAUUUGUAGUACAAUGUUCUUUAAAUCUCCUGUUGUUCUAAGGUUAGAAAUCUUAUUGUUUGGGUUUGGUACUUGUGUACCGAACUUAUGACAUGACCACGAAUAUUGUUAGUUAAAAUCUUGGCUUCAUGCCCCAUCUUUAGCUGUAAGGUUUUCAGGAAAUGUAUAUUUACUUUAUAGCAAUUCACUUUUGAUGCCUUCUUAUUUAGUUCUAAGGAUGUCAUGUGUAUCUUAUGGCGAAGGGAAAUGCAGAUGUGGGAAUCUAACCACCCACCCUCCCCCACCAUUACCAUUGUUCCAAUCAAACAUCAGAAAAGGCCUGGCUUACUGCAGAUUUAGGAUCUGUGACUGCAAGCAUUCCAUUCCUGAUAUCGAAAGUAGAAGAGGUGCCAAUUGUUUAUAAUAUGCUUUAGCUACUGAAUUCAUAUCAGUGUCAAAAGCAUGUCAUUGCUUGUCCAGCUAAUUGUGAAGCAUAGCAUUCAAUCACUCUAUUGAAACUAUAAAUAUCUGUAAGUUUGUAGAUGAUAGAAAUUCACUUUCAAAAAAAUAAAAUAAAAUCUAUGGAAGCACUGAGCCAGAUAGAGUGAUUGAAUUCUAAUGUAACUAUUUUAGAAAACAAGAAAUUUUACAUGACAGAGCCAAAUAAAGAGGUAGCCAACCUUUGAUUUGUAGCCAUGUCCUUACCCGAAAUGAAAAAGCAUGUGAUAUUUCUUAA
This is a messenger RNA of Vigna radiata var. radiata (mung bean), 2159 nucleotides long. RefSeq names its product presenilin-like protein At2g29900. Gene Ontology annotation, molecular function: aspartic endopeptidase activity, intramembrane cleaving. Lineage: Eukaryota; Viridiplantae; Streptophyta; Magnoliopsida; Fabales; Fabaceae. Gene Ontology annotation, cellular component: membrane; nucleus. The transcript is spliced from 2 exons. The record is from RefSeq and is a predicted model, not a curated record. The coding region runs from base 4 to 1485 and encodes 493 amino acids. Gene Ontology annotation, biological process: protein processing.